Molecule: messenger RNA, 3643 nt
Organism: Paralichthys olivaceus (Japanese flounder)
Lineage: Eukaryota; Metazoa; Chordata; Actinopteri; Pleuronectiformes; Paralichthyidae
Source: RefSeq, a predicted model, not a curated record
UCAGGUGUCUUCUUCACGUGUUCAUCAUGAAUGAGCGAAACCACAAGGUUUUGAAUGUUGUUGAAUAUUGGCCAAGACACGAUGCCAAGACAGGUGAGGUUUGCAGUCACUUGUCUCAGGUCUGAGCUGCUAAAAUGCAAAUCAUUAGAGGUGGUGCAGCCAAUAGACCUAAUGAAAUUCACUUAUGUAUCCUUGGGGUGUGAGUAAAUGUUCUUGUUUUGUCAGUUGUGUGGUUAGAUCUCAAUAUGCAAACUAUAUGGGUGGAGCUGGGUCAUGGUGGAUCCUGGGUGCAGGGAAACGAUGCUGCAAAAGGCUUUGUCCUUGUUAGAAGAAGAGGUUGUCUGUAGGUGUUUUGCAGAAUAAUCUGAGCAGAGUGAGGUGAGCUUUAAACAGGAUGGGCAGCUUUUCUUGCAUACUUCCACUUGAAUGCAGUUCUCCAUAACUUAACCAUCCUUUCUUGUUUCUCCCUCAAGCUUCACUCCCAGGGAACUGUAAACCAUCUGCAGUAACGGUGGGGUCGCCUAGGUGCCCGGGAGGUCACGGAGGGCGUGGAGCUGGAUGUAUGAGACGGCUUCAUGGGCCUGAAGGACCAUCUGGAGGAUGGGACAGGCCACAUCCUCAGCCUGGAGCUGGAUCUGGACUACCUACAUGUGGAAGGUGCUGAGCGUCAGGGGAGUCUGAGCACCGCAACCGAUGCAGGGAAUGUAGGAAUCUCGCAGGUCAGAGCUGAUUCCUCACAUAACAACAGUAUAGGUAGUAGUGGUACUAGUUUUAGUACUCACUCAAGCUAUAGCAGCAGCAGUAGUUGCAGUAAUUUCUCAGAGGAGAGUGCAGUAUCCGACAGUGAAGAUGAGCGAAUCCAGAAUCGGUCCGAAUUUCAAAAUCCUCAUCGAGAUCAGCCUCACCUACACCACCAAGAGUCCUCCACUGCCUGUCAGCCGGUCAGGCUGGACCUGACACAGCCAGAAACAUCAGCUCCGACCGACCCCGUCACUGACUGCCGCACCAAGGUGGAGUUUGCUCUCAAGCUCGGUUACUCCGAGGAGCUUGUGCUGCUGGUGCUGAGGAAACUGGGCACACACGCACUCAUUAAUGACGUCCUGGGAGAGCUGGUCAAACUGGGAACCAAGACAGAGAUGGAGCAGCACGGAGGUGUGACUGUCUCCCAGUCUCCCUCCACAUCUUUAUCAUCCUCUUUGGCCUCCUCCUCCACCUCCUCCUCCUCCUCCUUUAGCUCCUCUCUGGACUCAUGUCGGCUGCUGUGUCCGUCCCAGCUGCUGGAGGACAAAGAAAACCUUCGGCCUGUUGUGGUGGACGGGAGCAAUGUAGCCAUGAGUCACGGAAAUAAGGAAGUGUUCUCGUGUCAAGGCAUCCAGCUGGCUGUGGAUUGGUUCUUAGAACGAGGUCACCGUGACAUCACUGUUUUUGUUCCUGCCUGGAGAAAAGAGCAGUCACGGCCCGACGCUCUCAUCACAGACCAGGAGAUCUUGAGGCAACUAGAGAAAGAGAAGAUCCUGGUUUUCACUCCAUCUCGACGUGUGCAGGGGCGUCGUGUGGUUUGCUAUGACGACCGCUUCAUCGUCAAACUGGCCUACGAGUCCGAUGGCAUCAUUGUCUCUAACGACAACUACCGCGACCUUGCCAAUGAGAAGCCAGAGUGGAAGAAAUUCAUCGAUGAGCGUCUGCUGAUGUACUCCUUUGUCAAUGACAAAUUCAUGCCACCAGAUGACCCACUAGGACGUCAUGGACCCAGUCUGGACAACUUUCUAAGGAAGAGGCCUGUUAUUCACAGGAAGCAGCCGUGCCCUUAUGGGAAGAAGUGCACAUAUGGUCACAAGUGCAAGUUUUACCAUCCUGAAAGGGGCAGCCAGCCCCAGCGUGCUGUGGCUGAUGAGCUCCGAGCCAGUGCCAAAAUUUCAUCAGUGACUUCCAGAGGCCUGCUGGAAGACACCCUGAUGAUAAAGAGCCAAAGUCCUGGUCAAGGUCACAGAAUGGCUGAGGCCGAGCCAAGUCAGGGCACUCCAAAGAAACGGCCAAACCCCAGCCCACGAAGCUCGUUCAGUGACCUCCUGGAGGAUCGGCUUCGGGUCCAGUCCAAAGUGGAAGGACGGAGGGGCAGCAGCAGCAGCAGCAGCAGUAAUUGUAGCAGCAACUUUUUAGGGUAUCCUGCUCCAGGAGCACCUACUUCAUUAGGAAACCUGGACAAAUGGGAAUACCCUGGGGGUAGCGGUGGAGGCAGUUCCAGGUUUGCUGGGGCCUCGGGACCAAGUCAGCCCGACACUUACCACAGAUGUGAGUCUCCGGAGGUGGGCUACAGCUCACUGGCAAAGGCAUAUUCAGGCCUCAAUCUGGUUGUGCCACAAAGUCUUGAAUGCUUCUUCCCAGCUGAUCUGCGAGCAGGAUCGAUGCUGUCAGAUUGUAGCAGCGAAGGCAGCGUCAGCUCGGACUCUUUCUCCCCUGACCCCUUAUUAGAUGACGGCCCCAAGUGCCACCAUCACCACCACCAUCCUCAUCACCAUCAUCACUGCUCUGGCCAGUACCCCCAUCCUACAAGUCGUGUCCCACCUGGAUUGGGCCAACGUGCUCCUCAUGGCUAUCCCGUUCCUUUAGCUUUGCAAAGACAACAUGGUUUUGGUUUGGAAGACCCUUCACCUUCUGUUACUUGUCACGCAUCUCCACAUCCUUUCAAAAGCCCUUCAGCCUAUGUUGCACCCCACCUUCGGCAUCCGUCACUGAGCAGUUUUCCAGGGGAAUUGCCAGCUAGUCCACGAUGCCCACCCCAAACAUCUCCUGCUCACCCCCAUUCUCAGAGCUCCUCGCUUGGCAGAAAUCUGAUGGGCUCCCUUUGGCAGGAUGGUGGUUUCCCGGACUCCCGAGUGUAUGAAGGGUCACCACUUCAUUCCAGAAGAAACUACACUUCCCUAAACCAACAACCACUGCCGCACAUAAACUGGGAGCCCCAAUACCAGCAGUCGCCUAAGCCAUGCUAUGAUCUGUUCACCUUGCAGAGCAGGGGGAGGGAAGCUCAUUCAUCGCCCCGCGGCCUCUCGUCAUCAAGUCUUCCACCGCUCCCGCAGUUGUCCCUCACGUCCAUCUCUCCCCACAAAAGCCACCUGCCCCCACUGCCCCAGCACCAGGAGCCCCCCAACCUGGGUCGAUACCAGGACCUGAGAGAGAGGAUGUUUGUUAACUUGUGUGGCAUCUUCCCUCCAGAUUUAGUGAGAAUGGUGAUGACCAGAAACCCUCAUGUGAUGGAUGCUCAGGAGCUCGCAGCUGCAAUUUUGAUGGAGAAAUCGCAAAUUUAGCCGAGAGGAUGAGGUUACAGCUUUGUCCUGACUGAGGUCACUUCUGCAGAGUCAUCCCCUGCAAUUAUCUUAAUAUAUUUACGUCAGGUUGGACACACAUAAGCCAGAACCAAUAAGAUGUAAGGCUCCUUAAGCCGGCAAUGCUUAUGGACGGCUUGUUUUCACUGCAGGGAAGUUGAGUCAUUAAUUUUAAUGGUAUUUUUGUAAAGGGAAAUCCGAAAAUUGCCAUAUUUUUCUAUAUGUUGAAUUCCAGCACUUAAGACACCAGUGUGCUUAGGGAAGCGUUUCAUGUGUAAGGGUGACAGUGUUGUUCAGUUUGAAUUAAUUUAUUUGUUAUA